CCGCGCCGCCGCUCCGUCCUCCUGCGCUUCUGCCUGCAGGGCUUGAAGAUGCUCGGCCGCGACGGCGAGGCGCCGCUCAUGGCCCACGCGCUCAAGCGCCUCGCCUACAGCACCUGCAGGCCGGCCGACCGCCAGUUCGCCUUCCUGGCGCGCAACCCGCGCGGCGCCCGCGGCAGCCUCUUCUGCCACCUCUUCGUGGGCAGCCAGCCCGGCGAGGUCCAGGCGCUGCACUACCUCCUGUGCCGCUUCUUCCAGCUGGGCUACCUUCUCCUGCACCCCGAUGAACAGGAGUGGUCCUCCUCUUCCUCCGGCGCCUCUGCCCAGCAAGACUCCGGGAAGCUCCUGGGCGCCUCUCUGGACAGCCAGGUGGUCUGGGAGUCCCUCAACCCCGAGGAGGUCUCCCAGAACGUCAACGCCCUGGUCUCCUUCCGGAGGCUGCCCUGCCCCACAGAAUUUGGGCCCUCGGUCAGCGUGAGAGAGAGGCUAGACCUGGAGGAAACCAGCGGCAGCGUGGGCAGUGCCCGUCCUGGAAACCCCUAUUGUUCCCCAAUUCUGGUGCGCAAGAAGGCGAUUCGCAGCAAGAUUCUCCGUUCUGGGGCCUACCGAGGUUGUACCUUUGAGGCGGGCUCUCAGCAGGGCGCCUGGGAAGGAUUUUCUUCCAGCUGCGAUGGCAAAGGGAGCCUGCUUCAUCUGCCAGAAAACGAGAACGAUCUGAGGGAGAGUGUGUGGUCCUUUGCGGGCAUCAACAGAGAUGCCGGCCUGGCGCUGCUGAGGAAUGACAUGCUGGGGGCUUUUCUUCUGUGGGCUGAGUCAGGAUCCACCCAUCAGUGGUGCCUGGCAGUGAGGACCCGCUGUGGCGUGGUUCCAUAUCAAAUUUACCGCAGCCAGCUGGGGAAGUACUCAGUUGAGCAUUUGAAUGUAGAAUUCCCCAGCAUGGAAGCCUUGCUAGACAAUUACUCCGGUGUUCGUGCAGGCCUGUUCUGCUCCUUGGGUGCAGGACGAAUCAACCAUGGUUAUGAGGAGCAAGACGGUCCGGCCGAGGAUCUCUGGGGAGAAGAGCGAACUCGCCGGAAGUCCUCAUGGCUGUUUGGGGCCAGUCGGUCUCUGGCUGUGCAGCACGAGGUGGAAGGAUGCUUAGCCGGGUCCCUCUCUUAG
Molecule: messenger RNA, 1155 nt
Organism: Protobothrops mucrosquamatus (brown spotted pit viper)
Lineage: Eukaryota; Metazoa; Chordata; Lepidosauria; Squamata; Viperidae
Gene: SH2D5
Product: SH2 domain containing 5
Exons: 7
Coding region: 49-1155 (368 amino acids)
Cellular component (GO): postsynaptic density
Source: RefSeq, a predicted model, not a curated record